ACGUCAUGAUGACGCUGCCGGCGAGGGCUAGAAAGCGACAGCUGAGUGAAAGCGUCGAAACUAGCAAAAGCUCUCCUCCGGCUCGUUUUGGGUUUUUAUUCAUCGUCGCUCCGUCUUCAAACCACAAAGCCAGCCGGACUGCCACCUCGUUUCACUUGGGAGCGUUUUGUCGCCGUGUCUCGUUUAUAUAAACUACUUUUUAGACUGUAGCAUCUUUGCCGUUAGCCUAGCUUAGCUUAUUUUAGUUUAGCCGAGCUGGACUGUCUUCAAUUUUGCGCCGGGGAUGCGCGGAGGAAUAUCGGUCUCACACGAACGUUGUCCACUGCAUCAGCGUUAAUCAUUAACGGAACCGGGGGUUGCGCAGUACGCUCACUAAGCCCGGGGCGUCGGACAACCUCCGGCACCGACUUUUCGAGAUAAACAACGUAACGGUUAGCGCGGAGCGAACGGCGGCUAGUCAGCCGAUCAGCUCGUUCGACUGCAAGCAGACAGCCCAAAUGGCCAGCGACCCCGAAACCGACUUCGCCAGCCGUGCCAACGGAAACUGCGCACCGGGCCCAGGUUCCGAAAACGGAGGCGGGCCCACCACGAAGACCCUGGCGCGGUUGUGCAGCAGGGACGAGGAGGAGCGGGCGGCGGCGCUGGAGGAACUCAGCCAAGGAGUUCUGGUGUGUUUGGGUCUGGACCGUCCCGGUUCGACGCGGCUGGGCAAGGAGACGCUUCUGCAUCUGCUGCGGCUGGCCCGGUCCUGUCCGUUGCGGGAGGUGCGUGUCAGGGCUAUCGAGCUGCUGAGGGCCGCCCAGGAGCAAGGAGUGAAAGUUCCUCGCGCCCUGGCCUCGGGUCCCAGCGCCUUUAUUCCUGCCAAACAGAUCUUGAAAGAUGGUCCAGACCAGGACAUCCUGAUCGAGUCGUUCCUGUCUCUGGGCCGCGUGGACCACGUCACCAUGGUGAUGGCGCUACACCCCGCCUACCUCAGCUGCUUCCUGAGGACCCAGCACGCCUUGCUGGAGAUGGACGGACCCUUGCCUCGCCACUGGAGACACUACAUCGCCAUCAUGGCCGCCGCCCGCCACCACUGCUCCUACGUGGUGCAGCAGCACAGCGCCAGCUUCCUGGAGGCCGGCGGAGACGAGAGCUGGCUGAGUGGACUGGAGCGUGCCCCCGCCAAACUGAGAGGCCUGAACGCCCUCAACAAGCUGCUUGCUCACAGACCCUGGCUCAUCACGCAGCUGCACAUCCAGGAGCUGGUUUAUCCCGGUGCCGAGCUGCGCUGGUCUCUGGCCGAGCUCAUCCAUGCCGUCAUCCUGAUGGCACACGCCCACGCGCUCUGCUCCUUCGUGUGGGGCUGCGGCCUCAAUCCCGAGCCGGAGCAUGCAGGCGGCCACACCUUCCGGCCGCCGUCGCCCGGGCACCCCACCCGCAGCCCCGCAAAUGAGGACGGUCGGCAGGAGCUGGCGGACGGUGCCGUGGAAGUGGAGGUCCUGAUGAAGAGGAUGGUGGAGCUGCAGGAGCAGCAGGAGGAAGAGUGCACGCAGGAGGAGAUGGUUACACGCUUUGAGAGGGAGCGGAGCGAGAGUAUCCCUACCGCUUUAGUGCGAGGGGCUCCGCCCGAGAGUCUCCCUCACCUCAUGGAGGACCCGGAUUUCAGAUAUGAGGACUUUGCGCCCAGAGGGGAGCAGGCUCCGCCCACCAUGAGAGCCCAGGACUACUCGUGGGAGGACCACGGCUACUCACUGGUCAACAGGCUGCUGCCGGACAUGGGACAGCUGCUGGAUGAGAAGUUCCAGGUGGUGAGCAACCUUACCUACCACAGGAUGGCCAUGCACGAGGGCGUGGACACGCACACGCUUCGCAAAGCUCUGUGGAACUACAUCCACUGUCUCUACGGGAUACGCUAUGACGACUACGACUACGGCGGCGUCAACGUGCUGCUGGAGCGCUCCUUGAAGGUGUUUGUCAAGACCAUGGCCUGCCACCCCGAGCAGACCACCGCACACAUCUACCAUGCCUUCUGGAGGCACUUCCGCCACUCAGAGAAGGUGCAUGCCAACCUGAUUGUUUUGGAGGCUCGCAUGCAGGCGGCGCUGCUGUACACGCUGCGAGCCAUCACUCACUACAUGAGAUGACCACCACCACAACCUUUGCGGACGCUGAGCCAGCUGUACGUUUUUGUUUUUUUCUUCUCCUUAAACCCAAAUGUUCCAGUGUUAAGCAUGUUGAUGCGGCAUGUGCCAAUUCAGAAUUCACACGUUUCUUUUGCACCUAAAGUAUCGACGUCGCUACGUUCAUGUUGCUGAUCUUUUUUUUUUUUUUUUUAAUGGCGGCACGAUGACUACUUCACACUCACUCCUCCAUUCCUUAAGUGUACUCUGAGGGCUGAGCAUAAGAAAAUGACCAAAAAGCUUGUAUUUUUCUAUUCAAUAAAGUAACUUGACACCAACCAAA
Molecule: messenger RNA, 2445 nt
Organism: Syngnathus acus (greater pipefish)
Lineage: Eukaryota; Metazoa; Chordata; Actinopteri; Syngnathiformes; Syngnathidae
Gene: sesn2
Product: sestrin 2
Exons: 11
Coding region: 498-2126 (542 amino acids)
Biological process (GO): cellular response to L-leucine; cellular response to leucine starvation; regulation of response to reactive oxygen species
Cellular component (GO): nucleus
Molecular function (GO): oxidoreductase activity, acting on peroxide as acceptor; L-leucine binding
Source: RefSeq, a predicted model, not a curated record